Messenger RNA from Brachypodium distachyon (stiff brome), 1926 nucleotides. Its product is annotated as cyclin-A1-1-like. The coding region runs from base 97 to 1602 and encodes 501 amino acids. The transcript is spliced from 11 exons. Gene Ontology annotation, cellular component: cyclin-dependent protein kinase holoenzyme complex; cytoplasm; nucleus. The record is from RefSeq and is a predicted model, not a curated record. Gene Ontology annotation, molecular function: cyclin-dependent protein serine/threonine kinase regulator activity. Gene Ontology annotation, biological process: regulation of cyclin-dependent protein serine/threonine kinase activity; mitotic cell cycle phase transition. Lineage: Eukaryota; Viridiplantae; Streptophyta; Magnoliopsida; Poales; Poaceae.
CCCAUUGUCUUCCCGAACCCUCUCCGUUCGCUGCUCCCGAAUCCUGCCCCUACUCCUCUAGCCACAUCCCCAGGAGGCUCCGCGUCGCAGCCGUCGAUGUCGAGCAACGCCGCCGCCUCCCGCCGCUUGUCGUCGGCGACGACCGCGACGGCGAAGCGCCCGGCCAUGGCGGAGAGCGCUGGUGGAGCCAAGCUGGUGGACCCGGUGGCUGUGCAGCAGGCGAAGAAGCGCGUGGCGCUCGGCAACAUCACCAACAUCGCUGCCGGGGCCAUGGGGAGGACCGGCUGCGGCAAGGUCGCGGUGGCCACGCCGGGCAAUGCGAGGUUGCAUUCAACUACAUCAGCUGCACCUGUGAAGAAGGGAUCUUUGGCAAGUGUCCAAAAUGCAAUAGCAAAUCGCAGCUUGGCGGUGAAAUCGGCUUCCACCAGGCCAACUCCUAAGGCGGAGGAUAUUGUUCCUCCUCCUAAGGUGCCUACCGUCAUGCCGAUUGCCGCAUCUGCAAUUGUACCCUGCUGCAGCUUCGCGUCUCCACAACAUUCAGAAGAUUCUAUUUCGACCGAUGAGACUAUGUCAACGAGUGAUUCCAUGAAAAGCCCUGACUUAGAGUACAUUGAUAACGGGGACUCCUUGGUGCUCGAUUCUUUGCAGCAACGGGCAAAUGCAAACCUGCGUAUAUCAGAAGAGAGCGAUGUGGAAGGAACUAAGUGGAAGAAGGAUGCCACUACUCCAAUGGAAAUCGACAAUAUUUCUGAUGUUGAUGAUAACUAUAAGGAUCCCCAGUUGUGUGCUACUCUUCCUUCAGAUAUCUACAUGCACUUGCGAGACACUGAGACAAGGAAAAGACCAGCAAGUGAUUUUCUAGAAACAAUGCAAAAGGAUAUAAACCCAAGCAUGAGGGCAAUCCUGAUUGACUGGCUUGUAGAAGUUUCUGAAGAAUAUCGUCUUGUUCCUGAUACGUUAUACCUGACAGUCAACUAUAUUGACCGUUAUCUUUCCGGCAAUGAGAUAAAUCGUCAAAGGCUGCAAUUACUCGGUGUUGCUUGCAUGCUUAUAGCUGCUAAACAUGAGGAGAUAUGUGCACCCCAAGUAGAAGAAUUCUGCUACAUCACGGACAAUACAUACUUCAAGGACGAGGUAUUGGAGAUGGAAGCAUCCGUCAUUAAUUACCUGAAGUUUGAGAUGACGGCACCAACAGCCAAGUGCUUUUUGAGGAGAUUUGUUCGGGCUGCACAAGUAUGUGAUGAGGAUCCAGCUUUGCAUCUUGAGUCCUUAGCCUGUUAUGUAACUGAGCUAUCACUGCUUGAGUACAGUCUACUUGUCUACCCUCCUUCACUUGUAGCAGCCUCAGCCCUUUUCUUGUCGAAGUUCAUACUGCAGCCAACAAAGAGUCCUUGGAAUUCCACCCUUGCCCACUACACACAAUACAAGGCGUCAGAGUUAUGCGAUUGCGUGAAGGAGCUGCAACGCCUUUUCUGUGUUGCUCCUGGGAGCAAGCUUCCUGCAAUUAGAGAAAAGUACAGUCAACAUAAGUACAAAUUCGCCGCGAAGAAGCAAUGCCCACCUAUGGUGCCUGCAGAUUACUUCUGUGAUGCGGCAUGCUAGAAAAAAAUUUACAGGAGUUUUCACAGUUUAACUCAUCGUCCAGUAGCUCUAAUUCAGAGCUUAGUCGCUGAUCUGCUUCCUUGAUUUGUCCUGCUCUGUUGUGUUUUUCUUUCUUUCUAUACCAACAAUCUAGACCCCCUCAGGUUUUUUCAGGCGCGUGCACAUUGGAGAGUCCUGCAGCAGAAACAUAAACAUCUUGUUUGUAAAAUGCCAUCAGGUUUUUUCCCUAGCUGGAUGGGUGUAUGAGAUAUUUUUUUGGGAUUGUUGACAAGAGCAUCACUGCAUUUUAACAGUGCUAAAUCUAAGGUUUUGCAAUUAUUCUAA